AAAGGUACACUCGGAUGAAACGUAUGAGAAUUAUCGAAAAACCUUAUCAAUACAGUUUACUUUAAAGCUUAUUAACGUAUUUUGCAGGAGGAUGUUACGGAACAGCAAACAUUUGAAUCCUUGGCUUCAAGUUUUCACCAAAGUUUUAGUAAGCCGGACCACUUUCGAGUUGGCUGUGCAUUGGUAAUGCUACUGCAACAAUACGAUCUGCUCCCUGGUAAAACCCAGCGAUUGGCUGCUAUAUUUCUACUGUAUGAAAUGUAUCGAAAUGAUCCACCAGCAUCAAAUCCUUUUGCUACAGUGUUUGUGCAUCUUUUGCAUUCAUCAGAAGAAGAAUCGGGAAAGAAGCAGGAACCUCGAAUAAUAAUGCCUUCACUGUCAAAUCCUGAGAAAUACUUCUUGUCCCAGUUAAUACUCAUGCCAUCAAAAGACUUAUUUAAGAAAACUCCAACACAAAUAUUGAGUAUGGACACUGGAAGCAUGCAGUCUUUUGAUAUAAGUGGACUGCAGUUGGCUCUAGCAGAAAAGCAAUCUCAGAUGACUCAAAUGAGCAAGUCGGGCAUACCUGUGGUUAUAUCUGAUCCUGAUACCAGAAACAGUGGUGAUCCAACAGUGGAAAAAGAUUCAGAGAGAAAAACGGCUGAAUUUCUUCUAACAGGUCCAAAUGCUCCCAUGGAACAGUGUUUCAGACCCGAGUUUGUUCGUUUGGCUCCACCCCUACAUGUGUGUGAAGAUGAGCUGGUGUGGAUGAAUCCCACUCAGAAAGCAGAUCACAAAGUAACCUGGGAUACGUCGAUGUGUGUCAGUAAUGCUGUCGGGGUUGAAGCUAAAAGACUAAUGGCUAAAGCAUUUCGUGGUUCCUUAUCAUUGGCCCAACAGUCACAGCUGCUGUCAGAGUUGAAGCAAGAUCCCAAGAUAGUUUAUCACAUAGGCCUAACCCCUGCAAAGCUGCCAGACCUAGUAGAGAAGAAUCCUUUAAUAGCAAUUGAAGCUUUACUUAAGUUGAUGCAGUCUAACCAAAUUACUGAGUAUUUUUCGGUGCUUGUCAACAUGGAGAUGUCUCUUCAUUCGAUGGAAGUAGUCAACAGAUUGACAACUGCUGUCGAGCUACCUACUGAGUUUGUUCACCUUUAUAUUUCCAACUGUAUCUCCACUUGCGAGACAAUCAAAGACCGUUACAUGCAGAACAGACUAGUAAGGCUCGUCUGUGUGUUCCUUCAGUCCCUGAUUCGAAACAAGAUAAUAAACGUUCAGGAUCUAUUUAUUGAAGUCCAAGCAUUUUGCAUUGAAUUCAGUCGCAUCAGAGAAGCAGCUGCUUUGUUUCGGCUUCUAAAGCAGCUGGACAGUGGUGAGGGAGUUUUACCACAAGGACAGACACCUGUCACUGAACCAAGUAAAUGAUUAGAGAGAGAUGGUAUUGUAAUGAACACAAUGUGAAAAUAUUCUGAAAUAUUUAUAAAUGUUUCUUUUAGAAGAAACUUAGGUAAAGUGCUACACAUGACUGGGAUCUGACAAAACAUUCAACCUUUACUGAUGAAAUAUGCUGAGUAUCUUUAAUUAGCAAAUUUGUUCUUUUUAAGUGUUGUUAGUUAGGGUUUAUUUGAUGGUAAGAAGUCAUUGGCCAAAACAAAGCCCUAUCUCUUAUUUCUUGGUAUCUUGUAUUUUAUUCCCACUUGUUGUUGAUAAAAGUAAAGUAUUAUUUUCUAUGAGAAAUAAUUGGUGUUUAAAUUAAUAAAUCAUUAGCUAAGUGGUUAAGGUUUGGUCCCUGAUGUUUUGUAUAAUCCAGUAAUGUAGUAAACAAAAGAUAAAUUCCUUUAUUAUAGUAAACAGAAGAUGUUACUUUCAUGAGUACCUAUAAUGUAGUAAACAGAAAAUGUUGCUUUCAUAAAAACCUGUAAUGUAGUAAACAGAUGUUUACUUUCAUAAAUCCCUAUAAUGUAAUAAACAGAAGAUGUUUCUUUCAUAAAAGCAUACCUAUCAACUAAUUUUGGUGUCUACCUUUAGUUAAUACCAUGAAAACCCAUAAUUUUAUUAAACUACCCAGAGGAUUGUGUGACAGCACAUUCUUUGAUGUAUAAUUUCUAACAUAUAAAGCUAUCAUGAUUACGUACUGUGCAUUUAGGCAUAGCUUUACCCACGACUGGAGUGGGUAAUCACCCAAGAUUCUAAUUUUCUCAUGUACUUUUAUACUUUCUCAGGAAUUUUCUUCUUCUUUCACGAAGUUGCCAUUUUGUAAGAAUAAAGUUAUAAAUUUGAUAUUAUGUGUAAUGAAUGAUACAGUGGUAUAUCACUGGUAAUGGAAUUACGGUAACGACGUAUCAGUCUUUUGGCAUCCAGUCCAGCUUUCUGGAGGUGUAUGUAGUUAAGUUGGAAGGUCUUGAAAAUAGAACAUCUAUGCCUAACAACAAAAUAAAUAGCAUGAGAAAUAUGAUCUGGGUCUAAACAUAUUAUUGAGUGGUAGGGAUUAGAAGAUGUAUGUCUGAAGGUAAAAUAAUACAGAUGUAGGUGUCGUGGAUGGUAAUAUAACUGAAACAAAACAAAACUUUAAUAGAAUAAUUUUAAACUAGACUUUAACAUGAACAGCUUAAUGAGAUGUGAAAGUUAGAUAAUAUAACUGAAACAAAACUAGGUUUCAGUAAAAUAAUCUUUAGGUAUUAAAGAUAUCAUGCAAGCUUCUGGGGUCUAGAAUGUCUUGAGAUUUAUUAAUUAGACUUUAAUUUCUUAUGAAAGCUUAAGAUCAAACCUCUGUAAUGAAGACAUUUUCUGAAACAACCAUCUCCGAUAAAAAUUUACUAAGGGUUCUGUGUAAAAGUCACACAAAUGUGUGAGUUUCUAAGAUAAAUGUCAUUGAACAUCUACGACUUAUUAAUCAAUUUGAAAUACGUAGAAAUAUCUAACAAACAAAACAGAUUAGUUGCACAAAGUAAAAAAAGAAUUAUUGUGCAACAUUUUAAUGAGUGAACGAUGUUAUGGUAUCACGACAACUUGUACACUGUAACUUUUUUUCUGCUGUUUUAAAUGUUCUCUGUUUGUGGGUGAGUAAUAGUUUUGACUAACUUUAAUUCCAAUGCAGGCAAUAAACUGAUGCUUAAACUUUGAAGUGUAACCAGAGCUAAGAUAAUAAAGUGAUUGUUGAAUUUUUA
Molecule: messenger RNA, 3143 nt
Organism: Limulus polyphemus (Atlantic horseshoe crab)
Lineage: Eukaryota; Metazoa; Arthropoda; Merostomata; Xiphosura; Limulidae
Gene: Not11
Product: CCR4-NOT transcription complex subunit 11-like
Exons: 12
Coding region: 187-1401 (404 amino acids)
Biological process (GO): negative regulation of translation; mRNA catabolic process
Cellular component (GO): CCR4-NOT complex
Source: RefSeq, a predicted model, not a curated record